Molecule: messenger RNA, 1404 nt
Organism: Leptinotarsa decemlineata (Colorado potato beetle)
Lineage: Eukaryota; Metazoa; Arthropoda; Insecta; Coleoptera; Chrysomelidae
Gene: Roc2
Product: Regulator of cullins 2
Biological process (GO): regulation of transcription by RNA polymerase II
Cellular component (GO): nucleus
Molecular function (GO): zinc ion binding; DNA-binding transcription factor activity, RNA polymerase II-specific; RNA polymerase II cis-regulatory region sequence-specific DNA binding
Source: RefSeq, a predicted model, not a curated record
CACUUUUUGUUUAUGUUUUGUUAGGAUAAUAUUUUGGAUAAAACCUAAAACCUCGAAAUGAACUCAGUAAUUCUAAAAUCCUGCAGGCUUUGUCAGAAUAGUUUAGGCGAAGUCUUCAUCGAUGAAAAUCUUGGACGUACAAUAUUGAACAUAACAAAGAUACAGGUUAACAAUGAAUUAUAUUCAAGUAUGCCACAAAGUAUUUGCCUGCUUUGUCUCAAUAUACUUAAAGAUACUCAGAUCUUCAUAGAUAUGGUUCAAAAAGAGAACGAAAAUUUGAAAAAAAUUAUUACAGUAAAACAUAACGCAGAAGCUCUUGCGAAAGUAUAUCCUAAUAUAGAAAGUGAUUCUAGUAACAUUGAGAAACAAUUGAAAGAUAGCGAAAGAGAAGUUCAAACCUCCACUGUACAUCCCAGGAGGAAAUGUACACUAAGGUGUUAUCCUAAACAUAAAAAGGGCGACCAAAAACUAUUCUGUCAAACAUGUGAUGUACUAUUUGAAGAUACAUUAAUAAAACAAACGCAUCAAUGUAAAAAAAAUUAUCAACAAUUUGUUGAAAGCAAAAAUAGUACCAAAAGAGACUCAAAGAAAGAAACUGAUAUUCCUGGAAAUAAAUUCACCAAACAUGAUGGCUGUGACCAAAACUUUGGAUUAGAAAAUAAGGAUAACUCAAGCAAAUGCAAUUCUCCUGAUGAUGAAAUGGUUCUAGAUGAAAACUACUUGAAUGAUUUCAUCCCAACACAUCUUCUUGAGACAGAAAAAUUGGAUUGCAAGAAAGGAAAUAUUAAAAGGAAAAGGCCUUUUUUGUGUGUAACUUGUGGAAAAGAUUUCUCAACAAAAAAUUCGUUAACUUGCCAUGAAAAAAUCCAUUCUGCUGUUAAGGGAUACAAAUGUGAUCCGUGUCAAGUAGAAUUUUCUGUCAGGAGUAAUUUACGUGCUCAUAUUAGAAAGUAUCAUGAAGGAGUUCGAUUUUACUGCUCUCAGUGUACUAAAGAGUUCUUAACCAAAUGCAGUCUGGAUAGACAUGAGAAAAUACACACCGGAAUAAAAGAAUUCAAAUGUGAACAUUGUUCUUCUGCUUUUUACACCAAUAAGGAAUUGGUUAAGCACCAAAGGUAUCAUCAGGGCCUGAAACAACAUAAAUGUGAAGAAUGUUUCAAGACUUUUUUUGAACGGCAUCAUUUGAUUAUACAUCUUAGAAGUCACAGCGGCGAAAGACCCUAUGUUUGUAAUAUUACAGGCUGCGGAAAAUCUUUUGUGGAAAGCCAAAAGUUGAAACGGCACCACAAGGCUAAGCAUACUAUAAAAUAAUGAUACCUUCCAAUUAUUAAAGUAAUUGAAUUAUGUAAAAAGUAUUGUACUGACAUCCUGUUUUUCAAAAAGCAACUUUAGUUGAAAUUUCAA